CAAGAACAAGACUACCUUUCCCCUUACUCAUCGAAAAACGCAGUGUAGGAAAAACACAGUAUCUCCUGCUGUUUGCUGACUAUGGGUAUCAACAGAAAGGUUUGUGUCUCUGUUGCCAUCCUGCUCGUGCUGAGUUUCGUGCAAUUGCUCACCGUUUGCGUGUCCUGGGAUGCUCUCGACGUGAAACAGCAUUUACAUAAAUUAUCAAAGCAAACCAACAACUACGAGCCCUCUGUUUCAAAUGCGAAAACAGGAACGGACUUUGCGUCGCUCUUGGAGCCACCAGUAGUCAUUUUCAGUCGAACGACUUGUCCGUACAGCAGGAGAGCCAAGCACUUGCUUCUUGAAACACUGGACAUUGUUCCUAAGCCUGUUGUUAUUGAAACCGACGAACACGAACACACAGAUGAGCUCCGGAAAUGGCUCGAGAGCAUCAGUGGCAUUGCGACUGUACCAAACAUCUUCGUCUACGGACAGAGCAUCGGCGGGUUCACGGAUGUCGAUGCAUUGCACUCGUCACAGGCGCUAGAAAGCGUUUUCGACCGUCUGAGUCACGGCGAUGUUGUUAUUGUAAAGGAAUAGUUGCGCUGCACUGUCGUGCAGCGCGUUAAAGUAAUUAACGA
Molecule: messenger RNA, 623 nt
Organism: Schizosaccharomyces japonicus yFS275
Lineage: Eukaryota; Fungi; Ascomycota; Schizosaccharomycetes; Schizosaccharomycetales; Schizosaccharomycetaceae
Product: monothiol glutaredoxin Grx3
Exons: 1
Coding region: 82-582 (166 amino acids)
Cellular component (GO): nuclear periphery; nuclear outer membrane-endoplasmic reticulum membrane network
Molecular function (GO): glutathione disulfide oxidoreductase activity
Source: RefSeq, a predicted model, not a curated record